ACAUCGCCCCCCUCGAUAACAACUUCCGCGUCAACUACAUUUUCACUGUUGUUGUGACUUUAGCUAGCUGUGCUUUUGAAGACAUGCUUCAGAAGACCGACGUGAUACUAGAAAUGUAGCUACAUUUUGCCUUGAUAUAACAGUCAGUUGGAUUCAUAAAGGACUUGGAUCACGAAAUACAUCUGGAAACGCAGAAGAUAAAGUGUGUGAAUGAUGAGUACCCAGCCUGUCCCUUUCGAGGAGGUGCGGAGGAGAGCUGAGUCCCUCCUGUCCUAUUCAGGCUCUGCCCAGGCAUUGAAGACUGAUGUCCAGUUCAUGGCCAAUGUUCCCCUGUCCCUGUCUGACAAGUUUCACCACAUCACAGCACAGACCAUGGUGACACAGAACAUAGCAGGGCAGAGCAGGGAAGAGGUCCUAGAGUCUGUUGGACGGUUGUUUAAAGCCUUGAGCAUCCUGGAAAAGUAUGGCUGUAACCUGACCAGCCCCAGCAGGCCCAGGUACUGGCGCAGCGUCAAGCACAACAACCCAGUCUUCAGGGCUACUGUGGAUGCCAUCAAGGGUGGCAGGUCAGUCCUGUUUCUCUACGGUUACACCAAUCAACAGCCAGACGGCCUCAGCUUCCCCGACGAUGUCACGGAUCCAGACGUUGGGAAGGUUGCUGCAGUGACCAUUGAGGUCAUGACCCUGCGCAUGGAACUGGACAUGCUUAUCAAGGGUACACAUGCUCACCCAGAAAUCUACAGCAAUAUAAUCCCAUCCCUUAGUCUCCCGAAGACAAACCAGGAGAAACCAGAGCUGAUGUCUGAUGCAGUGGUCAUCCCACCAGGAGAGGAGCAUGGGGACAGUGGGAAAGAUCUUCAGCCGCUAUCUCCUCCACCCAAACCGGCUGCUAGUCCUGGACUAAGACACGCCCCAACCACUCCCACCGAUGGGGGGUGUAAUCUGUGCGGUGCCACUCCCUCUCUUCUCUGCCCACCCUGUGGUUCUCUUCCUUUCUGUCAGUCAUGUGACCUCAUCUACCACCGCCACCCGUCCAGAGCCAAUCACAGGAGAGAUAGAAUACAGGAGACCUGUACCAUCUGUGGUAUGUCCCAAGUCUACGCUCCUUGCUCCACCUGUUCUCAGAGGCUGUGUCUGGAAUGUGACAGACUGUACCAUUCUCACCCUGACCGCGGGGGUCACAACAGGACACUGGUUACCCCCGCCAAACUAACAAGAGCUUUUAGCCUCUCUCUUUCCUCAUGGGAGUGUGCUCAGUGCACUACAGUCAACGAGGUGAAAGCCGCGCUAUGUGUGACCUGUGAACGACCCCGUCUGGCCAUCGCUUCCCUUAUAGAUCUGGAGGACCCGGGGCAGCCGCCACCCAACCCAGAGUGGCAGUGUAAGAGCUGUACGGUGGUGAACCAAGGCAGCAGUAUACUGUGUGAGGUGUGUGAGCGCCCCCGUCUGGCCACCCGUCCCUCUAUCACGCCAGUACUCAACAGUACUCCAGUACUCCCCACGCCAGGACCCACGGCAGACAAGGAAACAAAGUGGAUGUGUCAGUUCUGCACCUAUGUGAACUCUCCUCCUGCAGUGGUUUGUGAGGUGUGCAACCUGCCGUGCAAAGAUCCUCCAGUCACCAGUCCCAAGUCCCUCCUCCUGCAGUCUCCAGUCAAAGACUUUGUCCCGCCUCCUGUGAUGCCCCAGGUCCCUCCGGAGAUCUCUUCCAGGGUAAACAUCGACAUUAAGAGACAGAACCUGAUGAGGGAUGAAGGACUGAAGCUUGUCCAUCAAAUACGAAAGGGAGAGAAGAAGGGAGUGGGCCCUGAGGAGGUGUACGCAGCCCUCUGCGUUUCCAGGGGCAGCAACGUCAACCCCUGUGAUUGGCUGAAAUCAGAGCUGCCUCACCUACUGGAUGAGAUCUGUGCCAUGGCAGCUUCGGCAGCUUUGCAGAACUUCAAAGCAAGGGUUUCUGGGCCGCAGGAUAACACAGAUAAGGGGUCGACAGAGCAACAGAGUCCCAGUGUGCUGCUGGGUGAGGGAGUGCAGCUGUCCAGGGUUGAGGCCAAGCAGGCAUGGCUGGCAGCAGGGGGCGACACUGAGAGAGCAGUCCGUCAGCUGCUCCGAGACAGACAGGCCAAGAUGCGGGAGCUGCGUUCUCUGGGCUUCCGGGAGGCAUCGCAGUGUGAGGAGGCUCUGCGUCUGAGUGGAGGAGAGGUGCGGGGGGCUCUGUCCCUGCUGCAGCGGCCCCUCCUGGAGCCCUUCCACCAGCGCAUCUGGAGCGACCAGCCAGAGGCACCCAUUGAUGCCAAGAACCCUGACAAGCAGAGGAUGUGCAGGCGCCUGCUGGCGUUGUACGAGCUGCCCAGCUGGGGGCGCUGUGAGCUGGCCCUGUCUCUACUCCAGGAGCCUGAUGCCCAGUACUCCCUGGAGGACGUCAUCCAGGCCGUCAGAGAGUCCCAGGACAGGGAGUUCCUCCGCCGCCUCCUCAACAACGAGUGCCCCUGCUGCCUCAGCAUCUUUCCCCACAGCAAGAUGCAGUCCCUGACCUCGUGUCAGUGCUCGGUGUGCCACGAGUGUUUCACACAGCACUUCACCAUCGCUGUGAGAGACAAACACAUCAGAGACAUGGUGUGUCCUGUGUGUGCAGGACCAGACAUCAACGACCCUGAGCACCUGGACAGCUACUUCUUUACUCUGGACAUUCAGCUGAGAGACUGUCUGGAUCGUGAGGUGUACGAGCUCUUCCACAAGAAGCUGAUGGAACAUGCUCUGAUGAAGGAUCCCAUGUUCCUGUGGUGUUGUCACUGCACCUUUGGCUUUAUCUAUGAUGGAAACCAAUUCAAAGUCACCUGCCCCACGUGUAUGAAGAGCUUUUGUAACCAAUGCAAAAAGCCUUGGGAAGCUCAGCACCAGGAUGUAUCCUGUGAGCAGUUCCAGCUGUGGAAGAGAGAGAACGACCCUGACUACCAGAGACAGGGACUGGCCGGGUUCCUGCGGGACAACGGCAUCACCUGUCCUCACUGCAGGUUCCAGUAUGCCUUGACCAAAGGUGGCUGCAUGCACUUCAGCUGCUCCCAAUGCAGAUACCAGUUCUGCAGUGGCUGCAACAAUCCCUUCCACACUACGGCUUGUAAAACUGUCCAGUGUAAGAUCACAGGUCUCCAUGCUCAUCACCCACGAGACUGUCUCUUCUACCUCAGGGACUGGGAGCCUGCCAGACUACAGGCCCUGCUGCAGAGGAAUGCUGUUGAGUUCAACACAGACCCCCCUAAUGGGACACAGACUGACGCGUGUGGAGUGAUGGAGCAGAAGGACGAGGGGGGUCAGCAGAUUGACUCACCCUGUGGAGUCCAAACUCAGCCAGGACAAGCUGGACUCUGCAAUAAACACUACAGAGAGUAUCUGGUUAGUCUCAUCAACGGACACACCCUGGACCCCGCUAUUCUCUACGACCAACAAGAGGUGACAGUUGCCUGCAAGAGGUACCAGGUGGAGGAGCAACAAGGGGAGGGGGAAGACGACAGGGUGUACAAGGCUCGACUGCUGAAGAAACUGAUGGAAGUUCCACUUGGAGAAAAGGUUCCUCGGAUGAGAAAUUGAUUUUAAAGAAUUUAUUAUCCAUUUUAAGGAAAGUACAGGUAUCCUAUUUGCAAACAGCAUCGGGUUUCAAACCUCCCACCACAUAGCAUUAUCAACCUAGCUGUUAUAUUACGUCUCAUUGAAGUUUAACAUGCUUUGUUCGUUAUAUGGUUCGUUAGAUUUCUGAAAUCAUUUUGUUCACAAUUACACAUCUACAGGUAGUAAGUAUCUCAAUUUCCUCUCUGUACAAGGACAAAGCUGCAAAGGAAGACUUACAAGAAAUACAUUAUCUCUUUCUGGUUUAUUUGGAUUAAAUAUAUGAGUUUAAAAUACAGCACUAAACAACUUUAGAACUCAUAAGGGGAAGGUGUCUGUCAUCUUCAAAAUGGCAGUCAAUAUUGUGAGAUCAAUAGCACAUACUAUACAGAGUGUAACAUUAGGGUAUACCAUGCAAUAAAGUAUUUUAUUGAUUUAAAAAUUA
Molecule: messenger RNA, 4045 nt
Organism: Oncorhynchus mykiss (rainbow trout)
Lineage: Eukaryota; Metazoa; Chordata; Actinopteri; Salmoniformes; Salmonidae
Product: E3 ubiquitin-protein ligase RNF31
Biological process (GO): protein linear polyubiquitination
Cellular component (GO): LUBAC complex
Molecular function (GO): K63-linked polyubiquitin modification-dependent protein binding; zinc ion binding; linear polyubiquitin binding
Source: RefSeq, a predicted model, not a curated record